This is a messenger RNA of Cornus florida, 387 nucleotides long. RefSeq lists its product as uncharacterized. The record is from RefSeq and is a predicted model, not a curated record. The transcript has a single exon. Lineage: Eukaryota; Viridiplantae; Streptophyta; Magnoliopsida; Cornales; Cornaceae. The coding region runs from base 1 to 387 and encodes 128 amino acids.
AUGCCCAGAGUGACAUUCGACCAGCUUGAGAUCGAACCUGAGAAACUAAAGCCGAUAGGAAAUCCAUUGCUAGGAUUUGAUGGGAAGCGGGUGGAGCCUAUUGGAAUGGUGGAAUUGACAGUACAAGCUGUUGAGAGAGUUUUGACUGAGAGUUUUGUGGUCGUGGAAAUUCAUCCAUCCUACAACCUCUUGAUGGGAAGAGGGUGGAUUCACAGAGUUCAGGGUGUCCCAUCAACCCUACAUCAAGUGAUGCGAUGCUUGGGCCCAGAUGGGACCAAGGUGAUUGACAUUCAAGGGGACCAGGUUACAGCUAAAGAAUUUUAUUCAGUGACUUUGAAAUCUGCUGGAAAGGGGAAAAAUCCUAUUCGUUCUGCCAGUCCAAGAUAG